Molecule: messenger RNA, 4269 nt
Organism: Cygnus olor (mute swan)
Lineage: Eukaryota; Metazoa; Chordata; Aves; Anseriformes; Anatidae
Gene: NID2
Product: nidogen 2
Exons: 20
Biological process (GO): cell-matrix adhesion
Cellular component (GO): basement membrane
Molecular function (GO): calcium ion binding
Source: RefSeq, a predicted model, not a curated record
CGUCCGUUUGUCCCGCUCUCCUCUCGGCAGCUCAACACCUUCCAGGCGGUCAUAGCCUACGACGAGGAGGACACCUACGCCAUCUUCCUCUACCCCGAGGGCGGCCUCCAGUUCCUGGGGACGCGGCCCAAGGACUCCUACAACGUCCAGCUGGAGCUGCCGGCCAGGGUGGGCUUCAGCCGCGGGGACAGCGACGACGGGAGGAGAGAAGGGCUCUUCUACAGCGUGGCCAGCACCGAGCAGGCGCUGAGGCGCCUCGAGCGGGGGAGCAACGCGGGGGUGCCUGGCGUGUGGGUCUUCCACGUGGGCAGCUCAGGACCCCUGGAGCACGUGGAGCCGGGGGGUGGUGAGGGGGCCAGCCCCGGCACAUCGCAGAGCCCCACAGCGCCCACAGAGCCGCCGGCACGACCCGGCUGGGCGCCCACGUCACCGCGUCCCCGCCACCACGGCCAGCCGAGCAUCGUCCCCGCGGGGCUGCCCGCGUCCCCGGGGCAGGAGCGGAGCCGCCGGCUGCAGCCCGACGGGGACACCCCGCAGAGCUACCCCGCAAACCCCGCGUCCUACAGCUCCGGGCACCACGGCGUGGGCGUGGAGGAGGAGGUGCAUUUUAACGCCGACGUGUUCACCUACAGCGCGGGCAGCAAGGAGACGUGCGCCCGGCACCACGGGCGCUGCUCCCCGCACGCCUUCUGCACCGACUACGCCACCGGCCUCUGCUGCCACUGCCAGGCCUCCUACUACGGCAACGGGCGGCAGUGCCUGCCCGAAGGGGCCGUGCAUCGCCUGAACGGGAAGGUGAGCGGCAGCCUGGCGGUGGGGAGGAUGCCCGUCCGCUUCCAGGACGUCGACCUGCACGCCUACAUCGUGGGCAGCGACGGGCGAGCCUACACGGCCAUCAGCGGGGUGCCCGCGCCAGCUGCUCGCGCUCUCCUGCCCCUCCUGCCCCUCGGAGGGCUCUUCGGGUGGCUCUUUGCUCUCGAGGAGCCCGGCUACGAGAACGGCUUCAGCAUCACCGGUGCUGAAUUCACCCAGAACCUGGAGGUGACCUUCUACCCCGGGGAGGAGCAGGUCCACAUCACCCAGACGGCCGAAGGCUUGGGGCCAGACAAUUACUUGAGCCUGAAGACCCACAUUCAGGGCCAGGUGCCUUUCAUCCCGGAGAACUUCACCGUCCACGUCAGCCCCUACAAGGAGCUGUACCACUACUCCAGCUCAGCCGUGACGUCCUCAGCGCACCGGGACUACGUCCUCACCUCGGGGGCCGCCAACCAGACCCUGUCGUACCGCCUGCGCCAGAACAUCACCUUCUCGGGCUGCCCGCACGCCCGCGGCCGCCUGCCCCCUCUCCAGCGGCUGAGCGUGGCGCGCGCCUUCGCCCUCUACGACGGCCAGGAGCAGGCCCUGCGCUACGCCCUCGCCGGCCGCAUCGGCUCUGCCCACGACGAUGCUGAGACGCCCCCGGUGAACCCGUGCCACGACGGCACGCACACGUGCGAGGCGACGGCGCGCUGCCAGCCCGGCACGGGGCUGGGGUACACGUGCGAGUGCGCGGAUGGCUACCGGGGAGACGGACGGGGCUGCCAAGACGUGGACGAGUGCGGGGAGGGCCUGAGCCAGUGCGGCCCCUUCUCCAUCUGCCUGAACGCGCCGGGCAGCUACCGCUGCGAGUGCCGCAGCGGGUACCGGCUGGCGGAGGACGGGCACGCCUGUGUGCCACUGGCGCUGUCGGCCGAUCCCUGCGAGGACGGGAGCCACCCCUGUGCGCCAGGGGACCGGGCGCGCUGCCUGCCCCGCGCCGGGGGCCUCCCUGCCUGCGAGUGCCUGCCCGGCUACGCCGGAGACGGCCGCGACUGCACCGACGUGGAUGAGUGUGCCGAAAACCCGUGUCACCCUGCCGCCGCCUGCUACAACACACCGGGCUCCUUCUCCUGCCGGUGCCAGCCCGGCUACGAGGGCGACGGCUUCCAGUGCACGCACGCGCAAGGCAGCACGCAGCGGCUGACGCCGUGCGAGCACGAGCGGCUGUACCCCCGGGUGCUGGGGCACGCGGCGCAGUGCGACGAGCAGGGCGGGUACCGGCCCCUGCAGUGCCACGGCAGCACCGGGCACUGCUGGUGCGUGGACGCCGCGGGGCAGGAGAUCGCCGGCACGAGGACGGCGCCGGGCAGCACGCCGCCGCGCUGCGGGAACCCAGGGUCCUCCCAGCAGCUGACGCCGUGCGAACACGAGCGGCUGUACCCACGGGUGGUGCCGCCGGGCCCCUCGCCCGUGGGCGACGGGCACGUGCCGCAGUGCGACGAGCGGGGCGGGUACCGGCCCCUGCAGUGCCACGGCAGCACCGGGCACUGCUGGUGCGUGGACGCCGCGGGGCAGGAGAUCGCCGGCACGAGGACGGCGCCGGGCAGCACGCCGCCGCGCUGCGGGAGCCCAGAGCCCACGGAGCGGCCCCCGAGCAUGUGCGAGCGCUGGCGGCAGAGCCUGCUGGAGCACUACGGCGGCAGCCCCCGCGGCGACCAGUACGUGCCGCAGUGCGACGCGGGGGGCCACUUCACCCCGCUGCAGUGCCACGGGGACAGCGGGUACUGCUGGUGCGUGGACGAGAGCGGCAGGGAGAUCCAGGGCACGCGCUCGGAGCCCGGCAGCCCCCCGCCAUGUCUCCCCAGCGUCGCGCCGCCAAGCGUCCGGCCCUCGCCGCGGCCCGACGUGUCCCCGCCGGGCACGGGGACCUUCCUGCUCUACGCCCAGGGGCAGCAGAUCGGCUACCUGCCGCUCAACGGCACGCGGCUGCAGAAGGAGGAGGCGAAGACCCUGCUCUCCCUGCAUGGCUCCAUCGUGGUGGGGAUCGACUACGACUGCCGGGAGAGGACGGUCUACUGGACCGACGUGGCCGGCCGCACCAUAAGCCGGGCCAGCCUGGAGCCCGGCGCCGAGCCGGAGACCGUCAUCAACUCAGGGCUCCUCAGCCCCGAGGGGCUGGCCGUGGACCACCUGCGCAGAGCCAUGUUCUGGACCGACAGCGGCCUCGAUAAGAUCGAGCGAGCCCGGCUGGACGGCUCCGAGCGGCAGGUGCUCUUCGACACGGAGCUCGUCAACCCCCGGGCCAUCGCGGUGGACCCCGUCCGAGGCAACCUUUACUGGACCGACUGGAAUCGGGAAGCACCGAAAAUCGAAACGGCCACCGUCAACGGGGCCAACAGGAGGGUGCUGGUGAACAAGGACAUCGGGUUGCCCAACGGCCUGACGUUCGACCCCUUCUCCAAGCUGCUCUGUUGGGCAGACGCAGGCACGAAGAACCUGGAGUGCACGUUCCCCGACGGGGCAGGCAGGCGCAUCAUACAGAACAACCUCAACUACCCCUUCAGCAUCAUCAGUUACGCCGACCACUUCUACCACACCGACUGGAGACGGGAUGGCGUGAUAGCUGUCAAUAAGGAAACCGGCUCCUUUACCGAUGAGUAUCUUCCAGAGCACCGAUCGCAUCUCUACGGAAUAACCGCAGUUUAUCCCUACUGCCCUGGAGCAAGGAAAUGAUAACCGCAACUUCAAGAAACAACAAACUUUGCACCCCAAAGAACUUCAGACCCAGAAAACUGUCACUGCAUACAACUGAAAGGGAAAACCCCUUAACCAAGGCCAACGAAGUAACCUACCUUCCUGCAAAAGAUCAUCGUAUAUUUUUGAAUUUAUACCUCAAGUCUUUACUACUGUAUUUUUUAAAGUGAAAAAACAUUGAUUUAUUACAAAAAAAAAUGGUCCUGUGAAUCCUAGGCCAUUACUCUAACUCUUGCUUAUGCAAGCAAAUUUAAAAGGAUAGCUUUCUUAUUCAAAUGUUUUAUUUUAUUGGGAGAAUAGAUUAAUUUUAUUAGUUUGACAAUCUGACCAACAGGUCCUUUUAACCAAAAAUAAGCACAUCGGGGAAGCUUUGGAUGCAGUAUCUUGCUGGGUCUCAGUCAUCUACAGCCCUGAAGACUGUAUACGUUCAGAGAAGUGUGCAGAACAGUUUUGUGAUACAGCAAAGGCAUGGGAGGUUUUUUUUUUUUUCCCGGAAGACAAUUCUGUAUUUUCAACACUGCCUCAAUGCAUGUCUUUUAGUAUUUAUAUUAGAAGAAUAUGCUAGAAGUGAUCUGUUCAUGCUUCUUGGUUCUCCUGAGUGCCUCCAUAGACCUGCCCAUGGAGACCAAUACAUGUUCAGAAAUACAUUUUAAGUUGUAAUGCUUCACUUUUUCUAGGUUACUUCAAUAAUUGAAUAAAAUGGUUGUUUUAAGUUUC